AUGGGCGGAUGGAAGGGGCCGGGGCAGCGCCGGGGAAGGGAAGGGCCGGAGGAGCGGCGGCGGGCGGCCGAGAGGGGCGGCGGCGGCGGCGGGAUUCCCGCGCUGCUGAGCCCGGUCCGAGAGCCCUUUCCACCUUCCUGCCUCCUGCUCCCACCGCCCCGGGGCGCCGCCAUGACGCCCGAUCUGCUCAACUUCAAGAAGGGAUGGAUGUCAAUCUUGGACGAGCCUGGAGAGUGGAAGAAGCAUUGGUUUGUGCUGACAGAUUCAAGCCUUAAGUACUACAGGGACUCCACCGCCGAGGAGGCCGACGAGCUGGAUGGCGAGAUCGACCUGCGUUCCUGUACGGACGUCACCGAGUAUGCGGUGCAGCGAAACUACGGCUUCCAGAUCCAUACCAAGGAUGCUAUCUACACCUUGUCGGCCAUGACCUCGGGUAUCCGGCGAAACUGGAUCGAGGCUCUGAGGAAGACCGUGCGACCCACCUCUGCCCCGGAUGUCACCAAGCUCUCGGACUGCAACAAGGAGAACACGCUGCACGGCUGCAGCACCCAGAAGGGCUCCCUGAAGGCCGGGGAGCAGCGGGGGGGCUCUGAGGUCAUCGGUCGGGGCAGCCCGAGGAAGGCGGAUGGGCAGCGGCCGUCCCUGGACUACGUGGAGCUCUCCCCGCUGACGCAGGGCUCCCCGCAGCGGGUCCGCGGCCCGGCCCGCACCCUCGACCGCCCGGCCAAGCAGGAGGAGCUCGAGCGGGACCUGGCCCAGCGCUCCGAGGAGCGACGCAGGUGGUUUGAGGCCACGGACAGCCGGCCCCCGGAGACCGCGGCUGGCGAGGGGCCGCGCCGGGGCCUGGGUGCCCCGCUGACGGAGGACCAGCAGAGCCGGCUCAGUGAGGAGAUUGAGAAGAAGUGGCAGGAGCUGGAGAAGCUGCCCCUGCGGGAGAACAAGCGGGUGCCUCUCACCGCCCUGCUCAACCAAAGCCGCGGGGAGCGCCGGGGGCCUCCGGGUGACAGCCACGAGGCCCUGGAGAAGGAGGUCCAGUCUCUUCGUGCUCAGCUGGAGGCAUGGCGUCUUCAGGGAGAGGCUCCUCAGGGUGCACCCAGGUCCCAGGAGGACAGCCACGUCCCCCCGGGCUACAUCUCGCAGGUGAGGCCAAGGGGCUGUUUGGUGGGGGCUGCGGGCAGGCUUCUGGUUGCCGAGGUUUCAGAGAACCGCUGAUGUUCUGGGAGUGUCGCAGAACCCGUGUGAGGCAUUUGAUCUGCAUCGUCUCAUCGAAUGUGCCCCGCAGGUAGCCAUGGUCACUGUGCCCAUUUUACAGACAAGCCACUGAGCUCUGAGAGGUUAUGGGACUUGCCCAAGGUCAACUGAGCUGCAGAUGUCAGAGGUGGGAUUUGAGUUCGGUUCCGGCUGACUGCAGAGCCUGUGUGUGAGCCCCCCUGGGACACUCUGUACUUGGACCCCUUCUCCCACACCACCUGGGGAAGGAGAGCCAGUGGGGAGUGGGGCCCCCAGCGGGCAGGCCCCCAGGGUCACUGCCUCAGCACAGGGAAAUCCCACCCAUGCCUGCCAGGCCAAGGCCCUGCAGCAGGGGGCCCGCAGGAUGUGGGACGCUGGGCCUGCCCGGGACAGUGGUUCUCAGCUAGGGCUGAUUUUGUUCCUCUGGGGACGUUUGGCCUUGUCUGGAAACGGUUUGACAGAAAAAUACGUGUGUAUGUUAAGCACAUACAGGCUAAUGUAUGUUACUGAUUAAUUUUACUGAUAAUUACUGAUCAAUUUUGCUGAUACAAAGGAGGUUUAGGACACAGUGUACAAAUACGAAAUAUAUUGCUUUUCUUGUGAAUUCCAUCUAUAGCUAAUUGACUUUUCUCAGAAUACUUUCACUGGUUUUUCCGAAUGCUUGUAUCCUCAGCCAACUGGCAGACGAGGAUUGUUCUAACAUAAAUGUUGGUUGACAGUUUUGUUCAUGUUAAUGAGUAAAAUGAGAAGACAUACGUCAGAACUUUACUUGGUCAACAUCACGAGUAACUUCUUGGCCGAAUUGGAUAAUAGUUUUCUUUUGAGAAUAUUCUAUUUAGAAUAUUUUCUCCAGGUCUGUGUUCUAGUUACAGUGUGAUGGUCAUAAAUUUGGCACUUGGAAGUUUAAUCUGCAUUAUUAGUGUUUUCUCAUCCCUUGCUUAAGUCCAGACAAUCAACAAUACAAUAAAUCAAGCCCUGAUCUGUAA
This is a messenger RNA of Leptonychotes weddellii (Weddell seal), 2216 nucleotides long. The record is from RefSeq and is a predicted model, not a curated record. NCBI's taxonomy places the organism in Eukaryota, Metazoa, Chordata, Mammalia, Carnivora, Phocidae.